AUGAGCGCUUCCCUCAUCUCCCGCAUUCUCUACUGGCAGCUAUUCGUUCUUUUAUGGCUUGUUCAUCGUUCCUUUGGUGAUGAAUUUUCUGCAUUGGAACUUUCUCGCUCUCGAUUGCUUUCAGCUGCGACGCUGAGGUCCAAAUUAGAGUCACGAGAUGCACCUUUGAGUCUUCUGAAGAGAAAAACCACCUUCGACUUUAUUGAAAGCCGCAUUAACGGCCGUGCUGCUCCAGAUGGCUCUAUUUUUACAGCCAGCGUGCUGGUGAGGAGCCAGAAGCCGAUUUUAUCUUUGGAAGAUAUCGAGUCCGACUUGCAGAGAAUUACAUGCUUCCCGGGAGAAAUAAAGCUAUAUUUUUCUUCAAUUGAUGCUCUAGACAGGGUAAGGAAGGAGAUUGAACAGCUUAGCCACUUGGUUGUAGUGUCUUCUCAUCUCAAUUGCAAUGAAGAGGACCAGAGGGCACCUCAUAUAAUCACCAAAGUUAUCGUUAGCAGAGAAACGAUGAUCAUCACUCUAUUAGAGUCCUCUUGCGAGUGGAAAGAUGCAUUCAGCAUGAUGGAAGUUUCUUUUGCGCGCAUACCAUCGAGUCAAAUUCUGGAACGGCGGGACAUGAUCUUGCAAAAACGUCAGGAGACAUCCUCCUUUUCCUCGAGUGCACAACCAGCCCCAACAAGAGCAUUCCCUGAUGGACCCCAGUCUACCUCGAGCGUACCAGCCUCUUCCAAAGCACGAAUCGACGUGAAAGUAGUCGACCAGGUCGUUAUUCCUCCUCAGAUUCCAGGAGCUUCUGCUCUAGUUCCCGAAGGAGUGGAAUUAACGUGUAAAAACUGUACGAUCGGCGGCGAACUGGAGCUUUCUCAGGGGUCCUUUAAGCUUGAAGACCCGGAUAACCCGAUCAAAUUUUUGGAUAACACAAUUGCAUUUUUCCAGCACGGGUCUGUACGGGUCGAUGUGGACGGACUUUUUGGACAUUUUGAACUUAAGACCAAGCUGGAUCUAGCGGCUGGGAAUGCGUUGAAUUUCUCAGUGCCGUUGCCGGAAUUUCCCAUUACUCCCUUUAUGAUACCCGGUAUUGUCGCUUUUGGCCCUAUCUUCAGGCCCCAGAUUGAGAUGUCCUUGGCUUUGAAACAGCCUCUGGAGUUCGAGUAUGGAUUCAACGUCUCUGUUCCUAACGACGCGAGUUUCACCAUCGACAUUGGAGAACUAAACAACUCGACUGCGACAGGUUUUGACAACACAAAAUUCUCAACCCUCCCUUUCCAAGCACAAAUGCCCGCCAGCCUCGAAUUUACAAUAAGCUUCACACCUGAAAUCCUCCUCGGAGUGACCUCACUGAUUGGCUCCACAACUGGUGGCGUGGGUGCCUUCUUUAAUAUCCCCUCCCUGACCGUAAAAGUCGAUCAGCUCAAGGGCGUCGACGGCAGAUGCAAUGCCCUGUCAUCAUCCACUGCCCACCCAGGUGGUGACAAGGGUAAAGGCAAAAAUCACAUCGCUACUCUCGAAGACCUGGUGGGCGAUUUCAUUAACAUAGUUCCCUCGGUCGAACUUAACGUAGGCGUCCUCGCGGAGUUGGAAGUCGGCGUUGGCACGCUCAAGGAGCAGCUUGAAGCCGAACAUACGAUUGCCUCGAAGCAGUUUGCUCUCCCCACUGCAUGUUUGGCGUUUGAUAAGGAGAAGAAGUCGUUUGCGUCGCCGACGCCCCCGCCCCCUCCAAAUCCUUCUCCACCGGCCGCUCCGGGUCCCUUGGACACGAGAGCCCGGCCUCCCACUUUGGGAAAAGGAGGAGCCAUGAGUGUGUUUGGAGAUGUUGAGGGGGUCAGGAUUGUGCUGUGGACCUGCCUGUUUGGCACGAUGGUGACCGUCGCGGGAGUACUAUGA
Molecule: messenger RNA, 1878 nt
Organism: Paracoccidioides brasiliensis Pb18
Exons: 6
Coding region: 1-1878 (625 amino acids)
Source: RefSeq, a predicted model, not a curated record